GGACACAAUCGCAGCACUCCAUUUGGGUGACUUUAAAGUUGUUAGAACUCACGGGUUCACAUCUCCCCCGACCCCCAAAAUCCCCCUUUUAAAACCUCACCCUCUUCCCCCUAAUCUGCAACAAACAACCACUCUAUCAGAUUCACACCUACAAAUGGCUUUCAAUCUCACCGCCAAGGACAAGAGAAUAAGCUUGGAGCAAAAGGAACUUCUGUGUUGCAAAUACUACGUUUCUGAAUCCCGCAAUCGCUCUGUACUGGAAGCCAUCGAGAGAGCUGUAAGCCAAGACCCAGAUUCUGUAAUCGUCAACAAAUUCGAAGACAGAGCUUACAACAGGACCAGAUACACCAUCGUCUCCUACGUCGUCCACGACGCUAAAGGAAACGCCAUUUACAGCCCAUUGCACCAAACAGUUCUGGCCAUGACUGAGGUUGCUUUCGCUGACAUCAACCUCGAGUCCCAUUCUGGCGCUCACCCUCGUCUUGGAGUCGUCGACGACAUCGUUUUCCAUCCCCUGGCUCGGGCGUCACUUCACGAAGCCGCUUGGCUCGCUAAGGCGGUCGCUAAGGAUAUGGCCACUAUGUUUCAAGUGCCUGUUUUUCUGUACUCUGCGGCUCAUCCAAGCGGGAAGGCGCCGGACGAUUUGAGACGGGAGCUUGGGUAUUUCCGGCCGAAUUACAAUGGGAAUCAAUGGGCUGGGUGGUCGAUGCCGGAAACUUUGCCGGAAAAGCCUGAUGAAGGUCCGAAUUCUGUAUCUCGAGAGAGGGGAAUUACAAUGAUCGGUGCGCGUCCGUGGACGGCGAUGUACAAUGUUCCGAUAUUGUCGACCGAUGUGGCCGCCACUCGGAGAAUAGCGCGGAUGGUGAGCGCUAGAGGAGGAGGGCUGCCGACGGUGCAAACCAUAGGGCUUCUUCACGACGAUGAGACGACGGAGAUAGCCUGCGUUUUGCUGGAGCCCAACCAGAUCGGAGCCGAUCGUGUCCAGAGACGGGUAGAGGUUCUUGCCGCCCAAUUUGGGUUGGAAGUUGAGAAUGGUUAUUUCACCGAUUACUCGCCGGAGAUGGUUGUCGAGAAAUACUUGAAUUUGAUCGCCGGAGAUCACUGAUUACCAAUGAUUUCUGUAAUGGAGAUUCGGAUUUCGUAAUAAAAUGGAAAUGGAAAUUGUAAAAA
Molecule: messenger RNA, 1170 nt
Organism: Cucurbita moschata (crookneck pumpkin)
Lineage: Eukaryota; Viridiplantae; Streptophyta; Magnoliopsida; Cucurbitales; Cucurbitaceae
Product: glutamate formimidoyltransferase-like
Exons: 3
Coding region: 155-1105 (316 amino acids)
Molecular function (GO): folic acid binding; transferase activity
Source: RefSeq, a predicted model, not a curated record